Molecule: messenger RNA, 5133 nt
Organism: Sphaeramia orbicularis (orbiculate cardinalfish)
Lineage: Eukaryota; Metazoa; Chordata; Actinopteri; Kurtiformes; Apogonidae
Gene: miga2
Product: mitoguardin 2
Exons: 16
Coding region: 267-2039 (590 amino acids)
Biological process (GO): mitochondrial fusion
Source: RefSeq, a predicted model, not a curated record
UUAAUAAAACACCGCCCCCCAGCCAAACGCUAGUGUGUGGUUUAUCACUGUCUGUGACACGGGAAUGUCCUUUCCUGACGCCUUGGAUGCCGACGGUAAGACAAUAAAACUUCAGUGAGGCAUUGGAUCAAUGUGGAGUACAAGUUCAGGAGUGAAUGAGGGCAGACAGCUCCUCAGCAAGCCCUGAGCUGGCUGACCUCAGAACAGAAAGAACGCCUUUUUGUAGCUGAACAAAAGUCAAGGAGCUUGGAUUUCUGAUUCCUGAGAUGUCCAUGAAACGAGCAGACGGGAUGUCCAUCGCUCAGGCUUUGGCCAUGACUGUAGCAGAGAUACCGGUGUUUCUCUAUUCCACCUUUGGACAGUCUAUAUUUUCUCAGCUACGGCUUACUCCAAGCCUAAAGAAGGUGCUGUUUGCCACAGCGCUGGGCAGUGUGGCACUGGCUUUGACAGCUCAUCAGUUGAAGAGGCGAGGGAGAAAAAGAAAACAGACAACUCGGGGGAAGGAUGGCCAGAAGACUGUAGGAAUUCCUGAGGUGCUGAUUAAAACAGGAAGGCCUUCAUCACUAAAGAGAGGGCCACUCACAGGGCGACAGAUGAUGAGUCCUAGCACUCGGAGCAAUGACACCAUGAGUGGGAUUUCUUCCCUGGCACCGAGUAAACAUUCAAGUUCCUCACACAGCCUGGCAUCUAUGCGGGUUCCAAGCUCUCCAAAUCAGUCUGCAAAUCCAUCUACACCCUGGGAGGCAGAACCGGUCGUAGAAGAGUCGGGGGCUGUAGAAGACGCAAAUGCAGAGAAUCUUUAUCUAAUGGGGAUGGAGCUGUUUGAGGAAGCUUUGCAAAAAUGGGAACAGGCUCUGAACAUACGGCACCACACUCACUCGUCCUCCAGCAACAGCCUUGCAUUGCAGGGGGCAAUGUGUGCAGAUGUUUCCAAGGUUGAAGACCGUAAUAAAGUCUUUGCUGAGAAGUUAGAAACCCUACUGCACAGGGCAUAUCAUCUACAGGAGGAUUUUGGCAGUAGCAUCCCAACAGACAGCGUACUGGCAGACUUUGAAAGUGAAGGAACCCUUAUCCUGCCUCAAGUGGAGAGUUUCCACAGACUGCAAGAUGAUGAUGCUACUACUGUUACCUCUGACGACUCCUUCUUCUCGGCUGCAGAGUUGUUUGAUGCCAUGACUCUAGAUGAGGUCUACCAGCCACUGAGGCCGGCAGCGCUUUAUGAGGAGGCCUUGGCUCUAGUGCAUGAGAGUAAAGUAGCCUACAGGUCUCUAAGGACUGAAUUACUUGAAUGUUAUAGUGACCAAGAUUUCCUUGCCAAGCUUCACUGUGUGAGACAAGCAUUCCAGGUUCUGUUAUUGGAUGAAACUCACCGUACAUUCUUCAUGGAGACUGGAAAGCAGAUGAUUGCUGGGUUGAUGGUCAAAGCAAACAAGAGUCCAAAAGCCUUCCUAGAGAGUUAUGAGGACAUGCUGCUGUACACUCAGAGAGAGGAAACCUGGCCCAUCACUAAGAUGGAGCUGGACGGCCGAGGGGUGGUGUGCAUGAACUUCUUUGACAUAGUCUUGGACUUUAUCCUGAUGGAUGCAUUUGAAGACCUGGAGAGCCCCCCAUCCUCUGUGGUAGCUGUGUUAAGGAACCGCUGGUUGUCUGACAGCUUUAAAGAGACGGCUCUGGCCACUGCGUGUUGGUCUGUCUUAAAAGCCAAGAGGCGUCUUCUCAUGGUCCCUGAUGGUUUUAUCUCCCACUUCUAUGCCAUAUCAGAACAUGUGAGCCCAGUUUUAGCUUUUGGGUUUUUAGGACCGAGGCAGCACUUAAGUGAAGUGUGCACUAUCUUCAAGCAACAAAUCGUUCAGUACCUUAAGGAUAUGUUUGAUCAUGACAAAGUCCGCUUCACCUCUACUCAGUGUCUGGCUGAGGACAUCCUGAACCUGUCCCACCGCCGCAGUGAGAUUCUGCUGGGGUAUCUGGGAAUCGAUGGUCUUCUAGAGCUUAACGGAGCCCUGCCCAGAGACACAGAGGGAUCCUCAGGGCUCCACUAGGAUGACUGGUGUCCACAUGGCCAGUUGUUUGGGCUCGUGCAAACUGAAAACAUGGGUGGGGGGUGACAAGAAGGCGGGGAAAGGCACGGAUGUUGCAGCAGUAGCAUCCUUUUAUGAACGGAGUGAACCAUGUUCCUGUGGCACACAGAGUACCAGCAUCAAUCCUUCAUCUGUCAUCUGCUGUUUCCAAGGAUAACGUAUUUUCAUCAGACCCACAGUGUCACUGGUAAAGGAGACAAACUCUCAGAUAACACCCCUCGCUUGCUCUCUUAUUAUUGGCUGCUGCGUUGAGAGCGCCUAUUGUAUUUGUGUAAUUUCAGGCGUGUUGGGACUUGUCUGUCUUGCUGGUUAACACUGAUACUUCUUAAAAUCAUACCUAUCGUACACUGACAGAUCACUGGGCUUUCUACGCUAAACACCACAUUAGUCGAGUUGCCUCAGAAUCAGAACCUUCCAUUUAUCACCUCUGCAACCCGGUUGAAUACCACAGUCUUCAUUAUUCUGAGUGUGGAGGUGAUAUUUGUGCAUUUGUAUAUUUUAUAUGAAAGGGGGAAGGAUAUUUAUUAAAUUCAUUAUCAUUUUUGUGAGUGUUGGCCAACUGAAGACUUUUGGUGCUCGAUGAAGGAAAUUAUGUAUUUGACUGGCGAUUUUAAUUCUGAUUUUGAUUUAACUAUUCAGUGUGUAAUAUUUAGGAGGAUCUAGUUGCAGAAAUUGAAAAUAAUACUCAUAAAUAUGUUUUUAUUAGUGUAUAAUCACUUGAAAAUAAGAACUGCUGAGAAUGAGCUGUUGAUAUUCACUUUUCAUGGAGUCCUCAAUGUACUGUUUCUUCAUAAUUCCUCUUCAUCUUAACAUUUUCCAGCAGGUGUGAUCGUGUAUUAAGGUGCAUUACUCUCACCUAAUAUGAGUGUGGACCAGAGUCAAUAACCCCUUAAGUCACUUUCACUUUGGAAAAUGUUUAAAGAAACAGCAGCACUUUUUUUCACUUAACUUGAGGUGGUUUUUGCCUUUAUUUUCAUGAAAGUAAAUGCACAUAGAGGAAAUUGAAACACUUUUUUUUCUGAUGAAUUCUGAUGUAGCAAACAACUCAAGUGAUUGACCAGCUGACUGAUCAACUGUUUGCUACAUCAUCCCAGGUAGUCUGGAAAAAGUGGAAAACAUGUCAUGUGGGACUGAUGAAGAAACCAAAUUAUUCCAGCAUUCAUGGAAAAGGGGCAUCAUAGCUAUUUUAGACAGAAAACAACUAAAUGUUCUGUCUCCACUGUCUAUUAGAUCCAAGUGUGAUAUAAACCAACAGUGCCACCUGCUGGUGACACAUCAGCCUACUUGGCUCUCAAACCAGGUUAUAGUAAUGCAUUAUUUCCAUUUUUAGUUUUUGCAACUUUUCAAAACUUUAGUAGAUGAGUGAUUUGUCUCUAUAGAACAGGGUAUGUAUAGAUGUAAUCUUCAGUUUUACCACUAGAUGCCACUAAAUAUCACACUGAAUCUUUCAUCAGGCAGUUCAAGGGUUAUAAUUCCCAUUCCUCUGAUCCUCAAACUACAGUUACUGCCCCUUUCUUGAUUUUUUUUUUUUUUUAACUUGAAUUGCAAAGCGUUUGCUCACUUCAGUGUUAAAACAUCUUCACAGAGAUGACAGUAAUACAAGUUCUAGACUCAUCCACAGUUGUAAAAGCCGUGACAAUGAGUAUAUAAUGGGUAACGCAUUACCCUGUGAGGCUUUAAACAGCAAAUACCAUUCUUACAGUGCUGUUUCAGCCCAGUUGCUUUAAUUUUUUAAUCACAUUAUACAACUUUAUAAGACUUGAUUCAAAUAUUAGAGUAAAUCUUUUAGGCAGAAUAAUCUAAAUACAGACUACUAAGUCUGCUCGCACUCUAUACCCAGUGACUUCUAGAGCAUCAGUGGGUAUAACGGGAUAUAAGACAAUGCUUUCUGUUGAGUUUCUGUUCAUUUUCUUUGAUUAUGGACACAUGGGCAUUUUUCAUCACAGUACUGACAGAAUUGAAGAGCGUCCCAACAGUAACUGAAACGGUGCCAUGUAGUCAUAGCAAGGAUGUUUUUUUUUUUUUUUUUUCAUUUUUCUGAUUACAUGAAGUGCUAUUGUGAGGUGGGACACUGUACAGCCAGACUGUAACUUGCGUAGUAAGUGCACUGAUUACCUCUGAGCCAAGAUAAGUGGAGUUUUGUUCAUUUGUUUUCUCGGCAGCAUAAACAAAGAUGACUACUGUACAGGCGUAUUUUAAGCGAUACAGGAAAUGUCCAAAGUGGAUCGUCUUAAUGAAAUAAGGAAUAUUUGUCCUUGACAAAAGCAGACGUUAAUACUAUAUGUAUGUGCAGUUCAAGGCAUUUUGAAUCUAGUCGCUGUGCAUGCAAACAGACAGAGGACUGCUUUUUGUUACCCAGAAUCCUACAGAUGUGUUCUGUGAUCUUGAUAGGCUUGCUCAUGUUACAACACGUCUCUGACAUGCAGAACAUUUAUUUAUUUCUCUUUCUUUUUCUUUUUGUUUUUGGCGCUAUAGGAAUAUUUUUGUCAAAGAUGAUCCAAGUCCAACAGUAAAAAAAAAACAAAAGAAAAGGGCCUUUACAGAAACUACCAAUGUGCAGCUUUAUUUUUUUAAGCAAUUUGCACUUUAUCAGAAACUACAGAUACAGGAAUGUCCCAGACCCCUUUCUUUUCUUCUCUUUCUUUUUUUUAAAUAAGCCAUUUGACUGUACAAUCACUGUUAUCAUUAUUUGACUGAUGUAUUAUUCAUAGUAGAGAACUUUAAAAAAUGUACAGAAGAGAAACUUAUCUUUCCCAGAUCACUAUAAUACUUAAAUAGUUUUAUUCUGAUAACUAUCACAGGUCUUUGUUAUAUCCGUCAUCAUUUCAGGUUCAAAUGUAAUGUUACUGCUUUGUGGUCCAACCCCGAUGAACUGCUUUUAAUCCUUUUUCACCUGUGUUUUAGUCCUGUUAGUGUAGAGCUUCAAGCAUAUAUGCAACAGUAUGUGUCUUGCAGGUUGAUGCAACUAUUUCUAAUAGCAAAAUGCUGAUAAUAGUUAAUCUUGAGUUUUAAAUUGGUCUGCUUUUGUAUGUAUGAUGUCCUGUGAUCAGAAAAA